Closterium sp. NIES-67 is the source of this 430-nucleotide messenger RNA. Lineage: Eukaryota; Viridiplantae; Streptophyta; Zygnematophyceae; Desmidiales; Closteriaceae. The record is from the annotation of a GenBank genome assembly.
UCCGGUGUAUGAGAACCGGGCAGGGAAGAGAGCUAGGAAGAGCAGCGGAGGAAAAAAGGGCAAGGGGAAGCGUGCCGAGGAGGAGGAAGAGGAGGAAGAGGAAGAGGAGGAAGAGGAGGAAGAGGAAGAGGAGGAGGAGGAGGAGGAGGAGGAGGAGGAGGAGGAGGAGGAGGAGGAGGAGGAGGAGGAGGAGGAGGAGGAGGAGGAGGAGGAGGAGGAGGAGGAGGAGGAGGAGGAGGAGGAGGAGGAGGAGGAGGACGAGGAGGAGGACGAGGAGGAGGAAGAGGAGGAGGAGGAGGACGAGGACGAGGAGGAGCAGGGGGAGGAGGAGGAGGAAGAGGAAGAAGAGGAGGAUUAGGAAGUGGAUGCCAAAUGGAGGAGGAGUAGAAGGAGAACGAGGAGGCAGCUGACUGCUGCUGAACCCUUUGGU